AUGUCUGAGGGCGGCGAGGCCCGGGGUUUCAGUUCAGACGGGCUUUCGUCUCGCAUGACGGUGCGGGAGACAGAGACGCCACUGGUCAGCAUCCACUUCCCCAUUCCAGUCACGGAGUUGUCAAAAAUGCUGGGGGACCGCCUGGAGCCGGAUAUCUAUGAUGGCAGGGCCUUCAUCCAGGUCUCCAUGUUCUACAUCUCGACACUUGAGAUGCACACCUUCGUCGGGUUUGUGCCGAGCCUGAUGAUGAGCUGGUGCAUGCGUAUCUCCGCGUAUGUGAAGGACAAGGAUUCCGGGGAGAAGGGCUACGUGAUCCUCUCGGCAGACUUCGAGAGCUCCUUCUUCGGCAAGAUCAUGACCAGUGGCUGCAAGAGAUCUCAGCUGGGAACCAUGUGUGGCACUGUGGCGGUGAGCCAGACACACAAAAAUUACGGCACCCUGUUCUCUGUGAAGCAGGACGGGAAUGAGAUCCUUCACCUCGCUGCCCAGCUGGGCAACGUUUCCAACACUCCCUUCUUCAACUGGGCCAACGAGCGCUACGUGCGCUUCCAACUCAGCCCAGACAAGAAGACCCUGAAGCGCGGCACCCAGCCUAGCAAUACCAAGACCUGGGAGGGCAACUAUCAAGUGACGCUCGCGAAGGGUGCUAUCGACCCGAUCUGGUCCAAAGUCUUCCAGACCAAGUUUGCCGGCUACGGUUGGGGCUACCUCGACGACCCCUUGCCUGAACCCUGUAGCCACGGCUGGUGCUUCUUCUCUUCAAAGGCGGCUUUCGUCGAUAACGAGGCCACAGUCCUAGCCGUGAAUGACACAGGGGCUUGA
This is a messenger RNA of Symbiodinium sp. CCMP2592, 822 nucleotides long. The record is from the annotation of a GenBank genome assembly. Lineage: Eukaryota; Dinophyceae; Suessiales; Symbiodiniaceae.